AUGUUUGGUUUUGGAUCCACUUCGAUAAGGAAGAAGGACUCAAAGGCCUCGGCUGAGACACAGGCCGACCGGUUGCGCGCAGACGCGCUAGCCGGUGUAGAGCGUGCAUUGCUAUGGACUGCGGGCAUUCCUGGAACAGCGGACGCGCUGGCUUACGAGCCUGUGCAGGGCUUGGUUGCGGGUGGGUUCAUGGAAAGCUGGUCCGUUGCCUCCGGUAGUGCCGCCGACGGCGCCGUGCGGUCCCUGGGCACGGUCAAAGUACGUGCCGAUAAGAUUUGCUGCGUGGCGGACAUGGCUCGUGACCCAUACGUGUUGCUGGGUUGCUCCAGCGGCUCGCUGCGCAUCGCCAUGUUGGUGGAUGCCGCAGGCUCUCCGACCACGCAGCCAUUACAGGCGCGUGGGUUCACUGUUGCUCCAUAUCGCGUGCGGCCUCAUGAGAUGUGUGGCGAAGGGGAAGUGCGGCAGCUGGCUGUACAGAGUUUCGGUCCAAUACACCGUGCGCUGGUGCUCUUCACUGCGGGUAUGGUCUCCGUGUGGGACCUGAGAGCGGUGGAGCUGACUACGAGCAUCAACCCGACCAGCUCGGACGCUGCAGAUUACGCAUCCGCCUUGGCAGACGUCGGAGAGGUGACAGCGGUCUGUUGGAUCGGCACCGAACGUGGCGAUUUCGCUACGGGACACGCGGAAGGCAGUGUCCUGGUUUGGGCCCUCCCUGGGCUGGAACCUGGAAAGGCUGCGGUGGCAGCCACGAUGCGUGUGGUCAGGGGCCAGGCGGAGCCGGUUCGCAUGCUGCGCUGCGUUUUUGGCGAUGUGGACGGCCUGCUGGUUCUAGGAGGUCAGGAGGUAGCGCAACCGGAGGGCCUUACCUGGAUACCGUUGCCGGGUGGCGAUGAGGAAACGCUAGUCGAGGAGGAGGAGGGAGAGGAGGAAGGCGAUGGUAGCGAGAAAGGUAGCAACGCGGACGAUGAGACGGCGGGCGAAGAGGGCCAAGGCUUGAGUCGCAGGGGCAAGGCUUGCCGGCUGCCCAGGCACCCCCAUACGAAGCUGCCCUGGUUUGGCCAUAUUAUCGGCUUCUCUCUGGUGAUGGAUGGAGGCUGCAUAACAGGCUACGAGGCCACGGCCGCGGUGCUUCAGUUGGUGGAGGGGGGCCAGCUGGUGCUGUACAACCUAAAGGAUCAGCAGCCGCACAUGGUUGCGCCGUACUUGCAGCAGCGAACCCCCAUCACCGUCACGGAGGCGCCACUGGUGCCGGUGCGGCGAUCUUUGCCUCCGGACGCGGACACUUUCCACAUCCGUUUCAGGCCUGCUGGCUGCAGCCCCAACGCCAUCACUUUGACUGCUCUCCGCAAGGUGGCCGAGGAGGGGGGAAACGAACAGCUUGAAGGCUUAGCCUCCAGUAUGGAGGCGUUCACAUGCGGCAGGGCGCCCCCGCUGCCAUCGGACGCAACCUGGGGCCUCUUGUACUGCACUGGCUACAAGGACGGUGGUGUGUGCCUGUGGGACUUGCAUGGAGGCACCACGCGGCUAUUGUGCGCUGCACCUGCCGGAGACGCGGAGGCCAAGCUGAAGCGCAGCAGCGCCAGCAGCGGCUCCGUGACCUGCCUGCACCUGGUGUGGUCUACUGGUCUGCUGCUGACGGGCCAUCAUAAAGGCGAGGUGCGCAUGUACCAGUUCAGCACCACGGACCGCCAAGUGAACUGCAUUACGCUGGAGAGCAUCAACACUCCCGGAGUUGCGGGUUCCCUGCAUCAGCCGGCCGGGCUGCAACUGCGGCUGUGCGUGCAAGUCAGCUCAGGCGAAAUCACCAGCCUCGCGUACUGCCAGGCUAUCCGCGCCGUGGCGGUGGGCGACAAGGCGGGCGGUGUCGCGCUGGUAGACACAGCCAAGCCGCUGGUGCGAUGGUACGCCAUGCCGGCACAGAACGCCGUGCUGGCGUGCGCACUUGCGCCGCUGCCGCUGCCGCCUGCAAAGCUGCGGGUACCUGAAGUGGUGGGCGAGGAUGGCACCCUGUCGCAUGCGGUUGUCAUCGCGGACUCGGAGGGGCGCUUGGCCGCACUGGACGCUGCGAGGGGCUGCUUUAUCGGCCGCAAUGGCGAACUGACUCCCAAGAACCACAGCUACACGCUUAUGUUGGAGCUCCUGGACGAGAGCUUCAUGCCCAUCUGGUCCCGGCGACAGGUUGGCGCGGGAUGCGACCAGGCGGCGCUGGGCGGCUGCACGUCGGGGUCAUCUAAGGGCCGUGGCACCCAAGCCCGAGGCACUGACAGAGACGACGGAAAUUACGGAUCCGUACCGCGGCAUGGAGAACUGCGCCGUAGCCGGGGACACGGCAAGACAGGCGAAAUGGACGGCGACGAUGAUAGCAAUAGCGAGGAGGAUAGCGAGGCGGAGGACAUUGAUGGGAUGGACGUUGACACAUUGCUAGCCAAGGCGGCGAUGCAGCCAACGCACUGGCCGGUUGGUGGUCAAUGGCCGUGCGGGUGCCUGACUUGGUGCCACCGCUGUGUAGAUGUGGUGUUCGGAGUGUGCAUGGGCAUGCUUCCGAACGGCUGGAGAGCCGUUAGCCGAGUUUCCCGGGGCCCCAUACUUCUGGUGGGUGGACGUGCAGCUCGGAACUCUCCACACCGCCGGCGAAGCGGAGGGGACAUCCGACCACGCGAGCACAACCGUCGUCGUGGCUGCCAGGGCGUCAACGACUUGGAAGAUGCCACCGGCGCACCGGCGAUACUGACCUCUUGUCCUGACCCCGCUGCCCACUACAUGCUCCUGGUCACGGACCAGUAUCUGCGGCUGUACUCGGCGUCCAAUGUGAUGACGGGGGAGCGCUCCACGUUGGCUAAACGCAGCCCGGCGGCUCAGCAGCAACUGGUGUACGCGCGACCCAUCCAAGUGGCGGGGGCGCCGGGCGUCAUGGCGCUGGCAGCGGCAGAGCAUGGCCUCUGUGCGCAGGACAUAGUGUCUGGAGCAGUCCGUACACCUGCACGUUCCGACAGCGCUCUUCUCACGCUGCCACUCCUUGCACCACCAUCUACUGCUGUGUACUCCCUGCCCUCACUGGAGUUAAUCCAUGAGAUGACUCUCUCCUCCUCACUGUCCUGGUACUGGGACGUGCCUACCGGCCACGAACGGCAUCUGGGCCGCCUGGCCGCCACCAGCCGCCUGGGCCACCUGCUGCUGCUGGGCCUCAGUAACGAACUGCUCGCGUUGGGUCUGGCUGCGGGUCUUCCUCGUCCCAUCCCGCCCCUCUCGCUGUUUGAUCCGGCUGCCGCCACCGCCUCCCUGGCCGCCGCGGCUUCCUUUGAGGAUGAGCACCACUUGGCAGCGGCAGGAGGCCGGCUGAUGCGGCGGACAGGGAGCCAGGGUCCCCAAGGGCAGCUUCAAGGGGAGUUUUCAGCCGUGGGCACGGAGGGGCAGGCAGCGACAUCCACCGCCAUGUCCGAAAUGAUAGAAGGCAUGGACUCGCCCAUUGUCCGAACGGAGGGCCACCGAAUGGACCGAGUGCUUCCCUCCGCCAACGCCAACGCCGCCCUGGCCGCGCAGCGUGCCGCUGCGGGUCGCGUGGCGGAUGUUGCCAAGGAGGCCAACGUGGCGCUGAGCCGUGUGUUCACCCGGGUGCAGCAGGGGCUCAGCCGGGCAGUGGAGGAAACCACCCGGGGGGUGCGGCAGCUGGCCACCAACGUGGAGAAGGGGGUGGCGACCAUGAUGGACGGAGGCGGUGGCGGCCUUGGGACGUGUGCCGACGUCCGCGGCCACAGCACCGAGUGGUACGCCUCGCAGCCCGACCUGGGUGCCAUAUUCUCCCGCAACGUCCCCGAUGACGACGAGCCGGUCGCCCGGCUGAGGCGCCAGCAGCGGCAGGCAGGGCACGGGGAUGCGUCCGGGAGCGACGACGAAGAGGACAUCAGCUUCCUCACAAUAACGGACGACGAGGACGAGGAUGCGGGCGGAGCUCGGGCUGCUACCGCCCGCCGGCGUGAUGGCGGCGGCGGGGCACCCCGGGGCGCAGGGCCACCACUGCCGCCACGAAGCCAUCCUGCCCAGCAGCCUCCGGGCUCAGCAGCAGGGGCAGCGGUCUCCGCGGCGGCGCGUGGGCAGCCCCGACGGCCGCACCCGUCGCCCAGCUCGGCAGUCCAUAGCGCCGGCGGCGAAGAGGGCUCCCUGCGCAACGAGCUGUUCGCUGGCGCGCGCCCGUACGUGUCGGCCGGCGGCGGUGGCGGCGGCGGCGUUAGCUUGGGAUCUUCCCGGCCGAGCCACGGCCCUCCUGGCACCAGCGGGACCUCACAGCCACGUGCACGUACGGCAGAUGAGAUCAAACGGGCGUACGGUCGGCCUACCUCCGCAGCUACUGCCAGGCAUGUCGCUCCGGGUUUGAGGGACAGCAGCUCCAACGUUUCCCAAACGCUAAACACAAUCAGAUGCUGGGGAGCCUGUAUUGCAGUGCACCUGCACGGCGUAAUGCUUCAGAAUCCAGAAUCCAACAUCCGUACACGACAUGCCGUAUACACAAGCGUAAUGGGGCCAGCUGCUCGCGGUGGAGGGAGGGCAUCGCAGGUGAAGGCGAAGGUCGAACGACGAACCACGACAAACAAACCAGGUGACAUAAGCUGA
Molecule: messenger RNA, 4608 nt
Organism: Volvox carteri f. nagariensis
Lineage: Eukaryota; Viridiplantae; Chlorophyta; Chlorophyceae; Chlamydomonadales; Volvocaceae
Gene: tml1
Product: R-SNARE, Tomsyn-like family
Exons: 27
Coding region: 1-4608 (1535 amino acids)
Biological process (GO): regulation of exocytosis
Cellular component (GO): plasma membrane; cytoplasm
Molecular function (GO): myosin II binding; GTPase activator activity; syntaxin binding
Source: RefSeq, a predicted model, not a curated record